Molecule: messenger RNA, 2300 nt
Organism: Bemisia tabaci
Lineage: Eukaryota; Metazoa; Arthropoda; Insecta; Hemiptera; Aleyrodidae
Source: RefSeq, a predicted model, not a curated record
AGGUAACAGCUUGUGGUGGGUUGUAUGCAGUUCGAGCUUGUUCGUUAAACUCCUAUAGUGAUACCUUUCAGUAGCGCGAAGUUUCAAGGGAGCGACUCUUUUAAUUUAUUGUUCAAAAAUUACUCGUUGCGAAUUAACCUACACCUGUGUUCAUCCUCUGAGGCUCUGUCUACGCGUGGUUAGAGAUUUUUUUAAAAUUGAGUGGGGGGAGGGGCACUGGCAAUGUUCAGUGUACAGGGUGAUCCAAAAGUCCCGCACCCCCUGCGCCAAGAAUCACCCCUGUAACUUUCCAAUAAAUUGAGAUAUGGAGAUGCGAAAUUUUAAGAGUGGUCAAAGGUCACAGGGAAACGAAGGUGGGGAUCCCCCAAGAUUGUAAGGGGACCUCCGUGAAAUGGGGCAUAACCCCUAGGGGUUAUACGGGUGGUGCAAAAGGGAGAAUCACCCUGUAAACAAGCCCAGUAUUUUUAAAUCCUGAUGAGAUUUUCAUGACAGCAAUGAUACAGACGAGGCUUCUCGGCAACUGGUGUUACCUAUUUGUAUGCUGGGUGCUGGUGAUUUUCCAUGGAAUUCGAUCAUAUUCUUGCCGCACGACCACCCAUCAUCCAGAUGCGAGAGAAGAGCUUCAUAGAGGGACGGGAUCAGGCCAUCCGCUGACGAACGAAACGCUGAAGGAAGAAUUUUUGGAGACUCAAAAGUUGGCUAGCAAGACGAUGAGACCGGAAAAAAGUCCCGAAAACAGGAAUACAGGAUCAACAGAGGGGUUCAUUAACCAUUUCCUACAAAUCGUCAAUCAAGACCACUUCAUCGACAAAAGUCUCCUCAUCGAGGCUCUAUUCGACAAUAGCUCGGCGUUGGAGCCUAUUUUAAUAACCGCCCCACCGGGAUUCGGCAAAUCUGUGAACCUCGCGAUGAUCUACAGCUUCUUCAACACCCCCGUGUCCGCCAGCGGGAUCAAAAAACCACCAUCCGAAUCGCCUACAGCCCGAAAAUUCAUCGAUAGAAAACUGAAAAUCACUGGCUGGGCCUCCUUCUCUACCCUCUUCGGCUCCCGCGGGGUUCUCUACUUGGACUUCGAGAAACUGAGCUCGUUCUACAGCCUCCUCGAAUUCAGAUCACGUUUCUACAGCGUCCUCCGUUCUUCUAUCGACAUGCACCCUUUCCUACAGCUUCUGAAGGACACAACGACGAAAAACUUCGUAAAAAGAUGCUACGAUGCGCCAAUCGAGCGGCACAAGAAGCAAUCCAGCCUGAUCGUGUGCUUGGAUAAGUUUGCAAGAAUACUCAACAAGUUUUUCGGAAAUCCGGUUCUAGUAUUAAUAGACGGGGCGACGACUCCACAUCAGUGGAUUUUAUCCCAGCAGGCCAGCAGAGGUGGACCAUGGUUGACGAACGCAGUGAUCCACGAAAUUCUAGAUUUUACUGAAUCGGCGAAAGCGAAGUUGAUUAAAGGGAAUUGGUUUGUGUGGAAAAGCGUUCUCACCGGGGUCAUGAGCUUCGGUGACGAGGACAACCUCUACGCGAAUAAUCUGCAAUACAGGCCAGCUUUAAGGGAUGAAUGCUUGAAACCGUUCUACGGUUUUUUGGGUGAAGAGGUGGACCAGCUGAUCGCCUUACAGCCACCAACAUCCAGGGAUACCCUAAAGAAAAACACAGAGCACUACUUCAACGGCUACCGAUACUUCCACUAUUACCAGGAUCUGUCGGAAGACUCGCUGUACUGUCCACAUCAUAUAAUUCAUUACCUGAUCGAAGGAAAACACAACGAUGGCAAUUUAUCGAAAGCCGAGUUGAGUUCUUACUGGUCGCCGAGGCCCUUACACGACUUCAAGUAUCUCCUCAGCCCGGCCCGUUUCGGGAAGAAGUUCCUGGACUCGUUGGACCCGACGAAGGGCGUCAAAAUUUUCGGCACUACUAAGCUGGACAGCGUGGCGCUGAUCGCUCUAGUGGAGGCAGAGCGUGGGAUUGGCAACCCAGCCGAACACAUCGAAGACGUCCUGUUCUAUAACCUGAUGGAGCAGGGAUUCUACAUCCUCAAAGAGGAGCAGGGUGAUUCUUCCUGGUUGCUCACCGUCCCCAAUAAAGCCGUCGAGUUCGCGAUGCGGGUUUUCGCGGAGCGGAUCGUGAACCCGUUUCUGAUUGGUCCGAGCUGAUGAGUUCUUUCGGUGUGGCGUAGUCAAAAUCUCUGGGCACGUGAUUAAACCGUGCCAUCAAUAUAUCAAGGUCAAGUGCUGUGACUGGUUCAACACUGAAAAAACAACUCCGGCCGUGGGAGCCGCAAUUACGGGCUAUUGUAUAGACAU